AUGUCGACCAAUGCCAACGCCAACGGCAGCGAGCCUGUCCCGGCUCACGGUCCCAACAGCUCGCCCUCCCCAAGCCGAUCCGCGUCUACGUCCUUGCAGGCCGCAGCCGCCGUCAAUGCUGGUCUGCAGCAUGAACGCUCUUCUAACUCGCGACGAUCCUCUGGCUCCCUCUCGCGACAAGUCACGUCUCCCAGCAAUGGACGGAGACGGUCCCAAGUCCUCAUGAACCUACAGAUCAACGACCCCUCUGUUCCUGGUCCCGGCGAGAUGGUUCCUGAUGCCGCCCACCCCCAUACCCAUAGUCACACCCACAGGAGCAGCUUCACGAGCCCAACAGGGCCCAGCAUCGGCUCGCCCUUGCUGAUGGCUGAUCCGCAUCACAACCGAGCCCCCAGCUUGGGCGAGCUUCACCAGGAGUUGGAGGCCGAGCAGGAAGCUCAAGUGAACCGCCUCCUGUCUCAGAUUCGCCAGCAACAAGCUCAGAUCCUACAACUCCAGUCUCAUCAGAACCAGUCUUCGUCCGCGAUCGCAGGCGACGAGUCGCCCGGUGUCACCACCCCAGCCCCUGGCGCACAACCUAUCCCUACAGCUUCCAAUCCUACUUCUGCAGCACCCAACAUUUCAGCCUCUGGCUCACUCCCUCGGUCACCCAUCUUCCCUCGCAGCUCCUUCGAUCUUGCCCGCAACGACCUACGACACAGGUCCCGAACCCCCAGCCGCGGUGCAUCGCCACGGCUUCGAUCUACGUCCAUCAGCCAGGAUAGCGGGGAACCAUUCGCGCUGGGCGGAAGGGACGAGAGCGCGUUCUACCAGGCCGAGACUCAGAUGUUGACCAGGGAGAACCAGAUGCUCCGACAUCGCAUCCGAGACCUAGAACGACAACUUGCAGAUAUAACUCCCGGCGGCAACAACGCUUCGGUCACACACGAGCCUGCACACCAUUCAGGCUUGACCCGGUCAGAGUCAGUCUCUGAAGAGGCUAGACCUACCGGCGUUACACAGGGCACGCACACCCUCCCCAUUCGAGAGACUCCGAAAGAUGAGUGA
This is a messenger RNA of Diaporthe citri, 1047 nucleotides long. RefSeq lists its product as uncharacterized. The record is from RefSeq and is a predicted model, not a curated record. The transcript is spliced from 4 exons. Lineage: Eukaryota; Fungi; Ascomycota; Sordariomycetes; Diaporthales; Diaporthaceae. Bases 1 to 1047 code for a protein of 348 amino acids.